Globicephala melas (long-finned pilot whale) is the source of this 5966-nucleotide messenger RNA. RefSeq names its product factor interacting with PAPOLA and CPSF1 (gene FIP1L1). Gene Ontology annotation, cellular component: mRNA cleavage and polyadenylation specificity factor complex. The record is from RefSeq and is a predicted model, not a curated record. NCBI's taxonomy places the organism in Eukaryota, Metazoa, Chordata, Mammalia, Artiodactyla, Delphinidae.
CGAAGCCACCUAGAGACUCCGCGCUGCUUGGGUGCUGCUGCGCGUGCGCGGGCGGAGCGGCGCCGGAGCCGUGUUCUUUGCCGCCUCCGCCGCCGGGGCCACCUACCCUGGAUUUGAGUCUCGCGCCUUCUUCGUUCGCUCGCCGGCGGGUUCGCGCCCCUCUCGAGACCCCGGGCAGCGAGGCUGGGGAAGGGUUGGAGGGGGCUGUUGAUCGCCGCCUUUAAGUUGUGCUCGGGGCGGCCAUGUCGGCCGGCGAGGUCGAGCGCCUAGUGUCGGAGCUGAGCGGCGGGACCGGAGGGGAUGAGGAGGAAGAGUGGCUCUAUGGCGGCCCAUGGGACGUGCAUGUGCACAGUGAUUUGGCAAAGGACCUAGAUGAAAAUGAAGUUGAAAGGCCAGAAGAAGAAAAUGCCAGUGCUAACCCUCCAUCGGGAAUUGAAGAUGAAACUCCUGAAAAUGGCGUACCUAAACCGAAAGUGACAGAGACUGAAGACGAUAGUGAUAGCGACAGUGAUGAUGAUGAGGAUGAUGUUCAUGUCACUAUAGGAGACAUUAAAACGGGAGCACCACAGUAUGGGAGUUAUGGUACAGCACCUGUAAAUCUUAACAUCAAGACAGGAGGAAGAGUUUAUGGAACUACAGUAGGAACGAAAGUCAAAGGAGUAGAUCUUGAUGCACCUGGAAGCAUUAAUGGAGUGCCCCUGUUGGAGGUAGAUUUGGAUUCUUUUGAAGAUAAACCAUGGCGUAAACCUGGUGCUGAUCUUUCUGAUUAUUUUAAUUAUGGUUUUAAUGAAGAUACCUGGAAAGCUUACUGUGAAAAACAAAAGAGGAUACGAAUGGGACUGGAAGUUAUACCAGUUACCUCUACUACAAAUAAAAUUACGGCCGAAGACUGUACUAUGGAAGUUACACCAGGUGCAGAGAUCCAAGAUGGCAGAUUCAAUCUUUUUAAGGUACAGCAGGGAAGAACUGGAAAUUCAGAGAAGGAAACAGCGCUUCCAUCUACAAAAGCUGAGUUUACUUCUCCUCCUUCUUUGUUCAAGACUGGACUCCCACCAAGCAGAAACAGCACCUCUUCUCAGUCUCAGACAAGUACUGCCUCCAAAAAAGCCAAUUCAAGCGUUGGGAAGUGGCAGGAUCAAUAUGGGAGGGCCGAAUCACCUGAUCUAAGGAGAUUACCUGGGGCAAUUGAUGUUAUUGGUCAGACUAUAACUAUCAGCCGAGUAGAAGGAAGGCGACGGGCAAAUGAAAACAGCAACAUACAGGUCCUUUCUGAAAGAUCUGCUACUGAAGUAGACAACAAUUUUAGCAAACCACCGCCAUUUUUCCCUCCAGGAGCUCCUCCCACUCACCUUCCACCUCCUCCAUUUCUUCCACCUCCUCCCACUGUCAGCACUGCUCCACCUCUGAUUCCACCACCAGGUAUUCCAAUAACUGUACCACCUCCAGGUUUUCCUCCUCCACCAGGCGCUCCACCUCCGUCUCUUAUACCAACAAUAGAAAGUGGACAUUCCUCUGGUUAUGAUAGUCGUUCUGCACGUGCUUUUCCAUAUGGCAAUGUUGCCUUUCCCCACCUUCCUGGUUCUGCUCCUUCAUGGCCUAGUCUUGUGGACACCAGUAAGCAAUGGGACUAUUACUCAAGAAGAGAGAAAGACCGAGAUAGAGACAGAGACAGAGACCGAGAACGAGAUCGUGAUCGAGACAGAGAAAGAGAACGCACCAGAGAGAGAGAGAGGGAGCGUGAUCAUAGUCCCACGCCGAGUGUUUUCAACAGUGAUGAAGAACGAUACAGAUACAGGGAGUAUGCAGAAAGAGGCUAUGAGCGCCACAGAGCAAGUCGGGAGAAAGAAGAACGACACAGAGAAAGACGACACAGAGAGAAAGAGGAAACCAGACACAAGUCCUCUCGAAGUAAUAGUAGACGUCGCCAUGAAAGUGAAGAAGGAGACAGUCAUAGGAGACACAAGCACAAAAAAUCUAAAAGAAGCAAAGAAGGAAAAGAAGCUGGCAGCGAGCCUGCCCCUGAACAGGAGAGCACCGAAGCUACACCUGCAGAAUAGGCAUGGUUAUGGCCUUUUGUGUACAGUAGUGCCAGAAAUAGAUACUAUAAAUCUUAUUUUUCUGGAUAAUGUUUAAGAAAUUUGCCUUUAAUCUUGUUCUUUUAGUAUGAAAAGUUAACUUUUUUCUUCUAAAAUAAAAGAGUGAAUUUUUCAUGUUAAGUUAAAAAUCUUUGUCUUGUAAUAUUUAAAAAAUAGACAGUAAUGACUUUGUAUCGAAGAAAGUAAUGUGAAUGAGUCACUUAGCAGGGAACUUAAAGAGCUAUGUUUAGCUGUGUACAUAAUAUCUGAUUGAUAAAGGUCAAGGUUCCCUCUUGGCCAGUUUCCUUGAGGAGUUAAUCAAAUACCAGUCUCUUAAGAAGUUGCACUGCAAAAUGCAUCAAAAGGCACCUCUGAGUCUUGAGAUUAAAACUAGUCUUUUAUCACUGCUGUGGCACUAUUGCUUUGCAUAUUAAAGAACUCAUACAGUUUUGAUACUGCAACUUUUUUUUUUUUUUUUUUUUGUGGUAUGCGGGCCUCUCACUGUUGUGGCCUCUCCCGUUGCGGAGCACAGGCUCCGGACGCGCAGGCUCAGCGGCCAUGGCUCACGGGCCCAGCCGCUCCGCGGCAUGUGGGAUCUUCCCGGACCGGGACACAAACCCGAGUCCCCUGCAUCGGCAGGCGGACUCUCAACCACUGCGCCACCAGGGAAGCCUGAUACUACAACUUUUUGAUAGCAGGUUUUCAGUGUUCUAAAUUUGGGUUCAUGGUGAAACUAAAGGGGAACUUUUCUAUCCAAAGUAAUAAAAUCUAAUGGCACUUGGGUGACCUCUGAAAUAACUUGCCCUAAAUGUAGUUUCUGGCAGGCACAUGGACAAAAUACUCGUCACUGUGACAAAUUUGAAUUGCCUCAAAGCCAUCUUUUAUGAGCUAGGUCAAGCUGGUUUGGCCUUUCUUGAUGGUUCUUCCAAGGCUCGUUGGUUGAGCAGCACGUAGAGUUUGUAUACAGUUACUAGCUAUACUGUGAAUAAAAAUAAAUAAGCUUUAGAUUAGUCAUUUCCCAUUACAUUUAAGAAAGUACAAGUUUAUAGAAUUCUGUGAACAUUUUUAGGGAUAGCCCUUAGAAGGUAUUUGUCAGUGAUGGUAGCAACAUGGUUUUGAAAGAAUGAAUUACUAAGAACUUUUAAAUAGUGAUAAUAGAAAUGAACUUAGUAUCACAUACUAAAAGACAGCUAUAUAAUUUUUGAAAAAUAUUUAUUUCUCAUUUGAUGAACACUUUUCAGCAAUGCACUUUUAAAAUCCUGUCUGGAAAUUGUUUUUAAAAUGCCCAUAGUGUACCCUUUGCAGACCUCAGCAUAUACCAGAUUUUAAUUUAACUGUAUGAUUUGAAUUCAGUGGGGGCAUACAAACCAUGUCAGCUGUUUAAGAGCUUUUUAUUGAAUAGAAAAAUAUAAACUUAAAGUUCUAGAGUAAUGAGAAAUGCUCCACACUGAAUAAAAACUAUUAGUAAUGUUUCUAUUUUGAGAAUUAUAUUUUCUGAGGUGUAAUUGGCUUUUCAUUAGAUCCUACUUUUCCUGACAUUAAAGUUUAUAUUUUUACAUUGUAGCCUUCAAAUACAAAAAUCGAUAAGAUAAAUACAUUGUUUCAACUUAGCUUAUUUGUGAUUUCCUGUUUUUCUAUGACCCAUCAUUGAUUCUAUAAAAAAGUGCCGGGCCAAGAAGCAAUGGUGAGAGUAAUUUUUCCUUUAAGUUCUUUUAGCAUCCUUGCCAAGCAAGCAUGUAUCAUUCCUGAUGUACUCCUGCCAUUGACAGCAAGAAGAAUAUCACCACAUCUAAAAAAAAUAAAGGUACAUGAUUAACAUUUUGAGCCACAGCUGAAGUUAAUGCAAGUUUUUUUUGGUGGUCCCAGUUUUUGCUCCAUCUGUCAGUUUUAAUUAUGUUAUCAGUACUUCUAAUUAAGGUUCUCCCCCUCACUUAAAUUCUUCAAAUUCUAUUGUUCAGCUUGUUAUAGAAAGAAUGCUAAAAGUAUAGCAAGUUGCUGUAUGGGACCAAGAGUAACAAAUCAUUUUGGAUUUCUUAGAAAUGGAAUGCUGCAUAAAUGUUUUAAAUUUCUUACCGAUAAAAAAAGAUAUAAUAGGUGCCUUAUUUCACAUGGGGCCAGGCUUUUUGCAUGUAUAAAACACAAUCUUUGGAUAUAAGUUUUUUGUCAAGUAGUCAUUAUUAUUACCUGAUUCUUCCAUCGUUGUAUGCUGGUGUUCCUUCAACAAUGGAUUUGAUAAAGAAAGGUUUGUUCCCAUUGUAUUCUUCAUAACCUCCUACAAUGCAGAAGCCCAGACUUCCAGCUGUGUUUCUUCGCAGUAUAACAUCUUUACAGUUGUACAGGUACCUGAAAUAGAACGAAAUCAAUGUAAAUGCGCAGUUAAUUCGAACUCAUAGUAAUUACUGUGAUUCAUCUCCCAUUCCCUUUAUUGGCAUUAUUUUUUUUAGGCUUAAUAGCACUGGAUGGGUCUCAUUCAAAAUUGUGUCAUAGCCCAGUUACCUUUGUGCUUUUAGCUGGCUCUUUUUUUUUUUUUUUCCGGUAUGCAGGCCUCUCACUUUUGUGGCCUCUCCCGUUGUGGAGCACAGGCUCCGGACGUGCAGGCUCAGCGGCCAUGGCUCACGGGCCCAGCCGCUCCGUGGCAUGUGGGAUCUUCCCGGACCGGGGCAUGAACCCGUGUCCCCUGCAUCGGCAGGCGGACUCUCAACCACUGCGCCACCAGGGAAGCCCUAGCUGGCUUUUUCUAAUUUUUCUAAAAAUUUCUAAUUUCUAAUUUUUCUCUUUUCUAAAGCUAACCACCCUUUUAAAAGUGACACCAUCUAUUAUGUUCUGUUUAUGUCUACUGGGAAAGAAUCAUUUCUGGCUUAAAGAUUUAAUUUCUCAACUUAUAUUAAAGUUAUGCCUAAAUCUUUACUGAUGAACCACAUUCAAGCAUACUUACAGUUAUCAUAUUUUUAUUUCCUUAUGGAUGUGAAUAAUUUUUAAUGAAGGAAAAAUUCUUUGAAUCGUUAAUAUCUCAGUGGAAAAAAUUUAAAUGUAACCCUAAUUCAUUGGCUGAAGUUCUGACUUUUGAAAGAUACCAGUUUAUACAUAGUUUUACAUGUUUGAUAGGUUAUAUAGAAGCAUGCAGGCAGCGUAAUAUACUGAAUGGAGACUGAGGUGCAUUUAAAGAUUGUAAGAAUGAUUCAUACUGAAGGAGAAAAACCUGGCAGUAAGUUAAAAACUGAAUAGCAAGUUAUAACAGGAAUGGGAGAAAGACCAUAGGUCUUUUGUAAAUGGGUAGAACCCUCAGCUAAAAUAGAAAAUUUGAUUGAGGAAGCUGUUCCUUUUAUUAUUCAGUGGCAGUUGGAUCAGUGUUAACAUAGGUGCAGGCUAAGUACAAAACUGUGUUACAGUUAUGACAGAGGUAUGUCAGGAGCUGGAUUUGACUCCAAAAUCCCCCAAGUCCAGGAACUGGUUUGAAAGAGAAUUAGCAUUUUCAGUGUUGGUAAAAGUCAAGAUUUGGUGAUUUUGUUUAUAAACUGUACCUUGAAAUACUAAUUUUUUUGAAAAACCAAUAAAAAGUCUCUUGAGAAAUGUUCUGGUGAUGAAGCUGCUCAUUACAUUUGUUACUGACCUUGCUAAUCAAUGUAACAUGACUUUUUCAUGGCAUUUCGACUCCCAUUUGAAGUAAAACAAGCUUUGGGUUUGUCUGGUGGGUAACUUUAAAAUGUAGUGCUAAAAUGCAACUCAAGUUUGUUUUGUAUCUGUUGUCAUACAUAUAUAUCAUUUACAAUAAUUUCUUUUGCUGAAAUUAUUGCUGAAAAAUAUGAAUUCAUUAAAGGAAACAACCAUAUUUUUAUUAUAAAAUAUUCAUUUGCUGUAUUUCACAGUAAUACUUGAUGUUAGUAAAUUCAU